Gossypium arboreum is the source of this 2846-nucleotide messenger RNA. Its product is annotated as pentatricopeptide repeat-containing protein At5g01110. NCBI's taxonomy places the organism in Eukaryota, Viridiplantae, Streptophyta, Magnoliopsida, Malvales, Malvaceae. The record is from RefSeq and is a predicted model, not a curated record. Gene Ontology annotation, molecular function: protein binding. Bases 261 to 2399 code for a protein of 712 amino acids. The transcript has 3 exons.
CUACAUAACUUGUGGGUAAAAUGAAGAACAUUUGUUUGAGGACAUCCCUUUGGCUCAAUCGGUGGUAACGACCUUCUCCAAUCGUAUCGAAAUGAAUCUAAAUAGCUGCCAUAUGCUUGUCAGUGUCAAGUCGUGUAGACAUCACAGACUCCGUUCUUAAAUGGUCAAUCUCAGCUACAAAAAAUCUUCGAUUAUGCAGUGCCAGAUUGAACAGCUUGCAAAAUUGAUGCAAAAGGUUUGAAACCUACGCAAAAUCACUCAUGUCACGGCUACUCUUUCGAAAUCUCCCUCUCAAGACUUCAGCUACCCACAAAUUUCUUAGAACUUUACAAACCCUACAAACCCCAUCAAAUGGAGAACCGGUUUCGUUCAUGGUGGAGAAGAUUCUGUUCAGUUUAAAGCAAGGUAAUGCGAACUCUUUGCAUAAUUAUCGAUUUCGAAUAAACCCGUUGAUCGUCGUUGAGGUUCUUUUGCACUGCCGUGAGAAUUUGCAAUUGGGUAAAAGAUUUGUUGAUUUUAUUGUGCUUAAUUGCUCGAAUUUUAAGCAUUCUUCGAUGUCCUUAAGUGCAAUGAUUCAUGUUCUUGUGAGAUGUGGAAGGUUGUCUGAUGCACAGGCUUUGGUUCUUAGGAUGGUUAGGAAAAGUGGGGUUUCACGUGUUGAAAUUGUGGAGUCUUUGGUUUCCACAUGUGGAAAUUUUGGGUCAAAUGAUUCUGUUUUUGAUUUGUUAAUUAGGUCUUAUGUGCAAGCUAGGAAGUUAAGAGAAGGAUCCGAGGCCUUUAUGAUUUUGAGAAGUAAAGGUUUUUGUGUUUCUAUUAAUGCCUGUAAUAGUCUUCUUGGUGGAUUAGUGAAGGUUGGAUGGGUUGAUUUGGCUUGGCAAGUGUAUAAUGAAGUUGUUAGAGCUGGGGUUGAGUUAAAUGUUUAUACAUUAAAUAUUAUGGUUAAUGCUUUGUGUAAAGAUGGAAAGAUCAGUUGUAUUAAAUCUCUUUUAUCAGAAAUGAAAGAGAAGGGAAUUUAUUCUGAUAUUGUGACAUACAAUACAAUGAUUAAUGCGUAUUGCCGUGAAGGGCAUUUGGAAGAAGCCUUUGGGUUGAUGAAAUCCAUGUCAAAUAAAGGGUUGAAACCAGGCCUUUUUACUUAUAAUUCAAUUGUGUAUGGUUUAUGCAAGAGAGGGAACUUUGAAAGAGCAAAAGAAAUUUUAAAUGAGAUGCUACGGAUAGGGUUGAGUCCUGAUACUACUACCUAUAAUACUUUGCUUGUUGAGAGUUGCAGAAAAAAUAAUAUAUCAGAAGCAGAAGACAUUUUCAAUGAAAUGUUGCAUCGAGGUGUUAUUCCGGAUUUGGUUAGCUUUAGUUCACUUAUUGGGGUAUUUUGUAGAAAUAGACAUCUUGAUCAGGCAUUAGACUAUUUUAAUAAUAUGAAGAGAGCUGGCUUGGUUCCAGAUAAUGUAAUUUAUACUAUUCUUAUAGAUGGGUAUUGCAGAAAUCAUGCGAUGUUGGAAGCUUUGAAGAUCAGGGAUGAAAUGCUAGAAAAGGGAUGUAAUAUGGAUGUUGUUACUUACAAUACCAUUUUGAAUGGGUUGUGCAAGGAGAAGAUGCUCACUGAAGCAGACAAUCUAUUGCAUGAGAUGACAGAAAGGGGUGUUUUUCCUGAUUUUUAUACUUUCACAACACUCAUCCAUGGACAUUGUAAGGAUGGAAAUAUGAAUAAAGCUCUAAACUUGUUUGAUGCAAUGACUCAAAGGAAUAUUAAGCCAGACAUUGUGACAUACAACACCUUAAUUGACGGGUUCUGCAAGGUAGAUGAAAUUGAGAAGGCCAAGCAGCUCUGGGCUGGUAUGAUUUCUAGAAAGAUUAUUCCUAAUCACAUUUCUUAUGGAACUUUGAUAAACGGGUUUUGCAGCAUUGGUCAUGUUCCGGAGGCAUUCAGGUUGUGGGAUGAAAUGGUAGGGAAGGGUAUUAAGCCCACUCUUGUGAUUUGUAAUAGCAUCAUAAAGGGCUAUUGUCGAUCAGGUGAUACGUCAAGAGCUGAUAAGUUUCUAUCCAAGAUGACUGCAGAAGGAAUUGUUCCAGAUAGCAUUACAUAUAACACUUUUAUCAAUGGAUUUGUCAAAGAAGAGAAUAUGGACAAAGCUUUUCUCUGGAUUAACAAGAUGGAGAAUCAAGGGCUUUCUCCUGAUGCUAUUACAUACAAUGUAAUUCUAAGUGGGUUUUGUAGAGAGGGUAGAAUGCAAGAAGCUGAAAUGGUAUUAAGGAAGAUGAUUGAGAAAGGCAUAGAUCCUGAUAGGUCUACAUACACAUCACUCAUAAAUGGACAUGUUAGCCAGGACAACUUAAAGGAGGCAUUUCGGUUUCAUGAUGAAAUGGUACGAAUGGGAUUUGUGCCUGAUGAUAAAUUUUAGUCAUCCUUUCUUAUAUCUUGAAGGACUGAGUUAAUAUGUUGUGUGCCAAACAUACACCAAAGGUUGCUGCUAUACGGUCCAUCUGAUGAUUGUAAAGUCUUAAGGUCUAAGCAUUAACCAGAAGCGCCUUGAAGCAGAUAUCGGAAUCUCACACUAGGGUUGAUUCGUAUGUUAUUCAGGUGGGAGUUUGAGAAUUGAGAUAGUGAAGUUAAUGCAUUUAUUUAGCAUGCAGGAGACAUUGGAUCAAGGAGUGAGCUAAUUGUUGCCUUUAAUACUUUUUCAACUCAACUAUAUAUUCGUUCUGAAAGUAAGGGUGUGUGUCAUGGCUGUACAUAUCUUUUUACAAUUACUUUUAACUAAAAUUGCUUGUUUACAUAUAUGUGAAAAUCUUGAUACAUUUGAAAAUUGGGAACAAAAUUAGUGCGAAAGCUUUAAAACCAAGUAAAA